UGUUUUGGACCAAAGGCCAUGAUCGGUAGCGUUCUAGUAGGGCGGCACGUUUGGGGGGUUUUCUUUGAUUCUUCGGCGGCGGGUGGACGGCCAGUCGAUUGCCGACUGACGCUGAAGAAACAGUUUUUUGCUCGCCGCUGGUGACCGCCCAGUGAUCGAUCGGAGUGAGUGAACCACAUUGCUCAUACAAGAGUACGCUGCAGAUAAACCUUCGGUGUUCCUGAAGAGGAAUUGAGAUGUUAAGCUGGAGAGGAGGCUUGUGGACGGCCGUCCUGGGCUGGAUUCUUUAUCUGCCGUUGGUGGCGCCUAUCGUCCAGUACCAGCCAAUAGAACUGACCGGAAACGGCGAUCAAGAGUGCGCCCUCCUGCUCAACGGCCCCGCUCGAAGCAGCCACUUCGACUACCAAUUCAACCUCCUCCGAGGCGGCAACUUGGACUACCAUGGACCGCACACCUGCAUUACCUACGCAGCAGUCAACGCCGCCUAUCAAGAAGCCAGUAAGCGCAUCCAGGUGGCACAACCGCAUGGGGACUGGAAGCCUGAAGAAGUGGCCACUGUAGGCGAGCUCCUGCUCGAUAUUUCCAACAAUUUAGCCAAGUCGUACGGCCUGAGCUACGAAGACAUUGAAAAAGGCCUGCCUCUGAUCGACACCAGCAAGACGCUGAUCCGCGACAUCUGCCCUCCGUAUCUGUCCAAUGUGGAGUGUCGGGCUGGGAAAUACCGAAGAUACGACGGGUUGUGCACCAACUUGCAACAUCCUACGUGGGGCGCUACGAACACCCCUUUUACCAGGCUGGUGGGGCCGCUCUACGCAGACGGCAUGUCUGAUCCACGUAUCAGCGUUUCUGGUCACGCUCUGCCCGGCUCCAGGGUCGUCUCACGAACUCUCCAUCCAGACCAAGGUUACCACGAUCAUGCGGGCACUGUCAUGAUCAUCGCUUGGGGGCAAUUCAUGGAUCAUGACUAUACUCUAACUGGAACCCCUUUAGACCCAUUCAACCGCAACGAUCCGGAGGAAUGCUGCGGAAAACCGGCCCAUCUGAAACAUCCCUACUGCAACGAGAUCGACAUCCCCGAGGAUGACUAUUUCUACAACAUGUACCACGUUCGCUGCAUCAAUUUUAUCCGGUCCUUCCCUGCAGCGCGGCCUGGCUGCCGGCUGGGCUCUAAAGUACCCUACAACACCCUGACGGGAGUUCUGGAUGCCAACACUGUGUAUGGAGUGACUGAGCAUCAUGCCAGGAAGCUGCGCGAAGGUCACGCAGGGCUUUUGAGGAUGAACCCGGCCUUUUCCGAAUACGGCCUUAAGGAUCUGCUGCCCUUGAAGUUGGACGUGCCGGAUGAGGGCUGCACCAGGCUCAAUGCUAGCAUGUACUGUUUUGAAGCAGGUGAAAUCCGAGUGAACGAGCAACUCGUGCUGACAGUAAUGCACACUCUGAUGGCACGCGAGCACAAUCGAGUGGCACGCGAACUAGCGCUUGUCAACCCGCACUGGGAUGACGAAACCCUGUUCCAGGAGGCGCGCAGAAUUAACAUCGCCAUCAUCCAGCACAUCACUUACAACGAAUUUCUGCCCAUCCUGCUGGGCAAGGAUGUGAUGGAAAAGUUCGGGAUUCUGCUUCAGAAAGAGGGCUACUGGAACGGGUACGACCCCAACGUGAACCCCAAUGUGAUCGACGCCUUCUCAGCAGCCGCCUAUCGAUUUGGACACUCCCUCCUACCAACUGCUGUGGAGAGGUGGAGCAAAGCGCACAAGUUUAUCGCCUCCAAGCGUUUAUCGGACUUGAUCAGAAGACCGUACGACCUGUACAGGGCCGGUGUUUUGGAUGAGUACAUUAUGGGCCUGAUGAACCAAGUGGCACAAGCUAUGGACGACUCAAUUACGCAAGAAGUGACCAAUCACCUGUUCAAGAAGGUGGGCGCGCGCUUUGGCAUGGACUUGGUCAGCUUCAACAUGCAGCGCGGCCGAGAGUUUGGCCUGCCCGGCUACAUGGAGUUUCGGAAGUUCUGCGGUCUACCGGCCGGAGACAGUUUCGACGACAUGUUCGGCUCGAUGCCGAAUGAAACUGUCGUUAAAUAUGCCUCGAUUUUUGAACAUCCGGCAGACAUCGAUUUGUGGUCGGGCGGAGUUUGCGAGCGGCCGCUGCCUGGCAGCAUGUUGGGCCCCACUUUCGCCUGCAUCAUAGCCACCCAGUUCAGCUACUCGCGUCAAGGAGACCGCUUUUGGUACGAACUGCCCAAUCAGCCCUCAUCUUUCACUUUGGAACAACUGGAGGAAAUCCGCAAGGCCCGCCUAGCUCGAGUUAUCUGUGACAAUACCGAUCUAAUCGACACCAUCCAGCUCUACCCGAUGGUGCUGCCAGACCACGAAAUAAACCCGCGGGUUCCGUGUAAGAGCCAGGUGAUUCCCAGCAUGGACUUCUCGAAGUGGGCCGAGUACCCUCACCAGCAGUUCUUUGGGCCGCUAGGUAAAUAAGCGGCACUGUUGCUAUAGUUCAAUUAUUUAUUCCAAUCAAUGUACAUAUCUAGAAUAAUAGCCUUAAGGUCCCAAUUUUUGUACGUUUCCAUGUAAAUAAACCCUCUAAGUUAAAAAAAAAA
Molecule: messenger RNA, 2599 nt
Organism: Dendroctonus ponderosae (mountain pine beetle)
Lineage: Eukaryota; Metazoa; Arthropoda; Insecta; Coleoptera; Curculionidae
Product: peroxidase
Exons: 13
Coding region: 237-2477 (746 amino acids)
Biological process (GO): response to oxidative stress
Molecular function (GO): heme binding; peroxidase activity
Source: RefSeq, a predicted model, not a curated record